CUCAGCUACUCCUCCAGCUCAGCUGGACUUUGCCAAUAGAUAGGGACAGACUCCCUCACCCCUCUUUAGGGCUCUGGGAGGCAGGUCAUUGCCAGGAAGCUCCGGGCCACUCCUGCCCGGAUUCCCCGCCCACCUCUCCUUGUCGGCUGGCCUGGUGACCUGGUCUGGCUGAUUUCCCAGAGAAGGAACUGCUAUUCCUGGGCAAGCCAACAGCCUCUGGGAGCACGUACACGGUAAGGUCCUUGGCCUUGGCUGGCCCAGGGGUGCAGGGGAACUGGCAGCAUCGAGGGACCACGCGGAUGUGCUCUGAUGAGAGUGCCUUCCAACCGGCCCGGUUCCUAUUGCUGGUGGGUGUCCCGGUGGCGAGUGCCCUCCUUCUGGUCCAGUGCCUUCGAUGGCACUGUCCUCGCUGGCUGCUGGGGGCCUGCUGGAAGCUGGAUAGCCAAGAGGAGCCAGUGGCCCAUCCCACUCCCCUACCAGAAAAUGAGUCCUCAAGGCAGUGUGUACCAGCCACACUGCCGGAGAUGGCCGCCUUCUACCAGGAACUGCACACACCCACUCAAGGCCAGACCAUCAUCCGUCAGCUGAUGCACAAGUUGUUGGUGUUCUCAGCUCGAGAGGUGGAUCACCGUGGUGGCUGCCUGAUGCUCCAGGAUAUGGGCAUCUCUCUGCUCAUCCCACCAGGAGCUGUGGCUUUGGGCCGCCAGGAGAGGGUGUCCCUGAUCCUGGUGUGGGACUUGCUGGACGCCCCAUCACUGUCCCGAGCCCAGGGGCUGGUGAGCCCUGUGGUGGCGUGUGGCCCCCAUGGGGCCUCCUUCCUGAAGCCCUGCACCCUCACAUUCAAGCACUGUGCCCAGGAGCCCAGCCAUGCUCGUACCUAUAGCAGCAACACAACCCUGCUCGAUGCCAAGGCCUGGAGGCCCCUGGGGCGGCCUGGGGCCCACACCUCCAGGGACGAGUGUCGUAUCCAGCUCUCCCACUUCAGUCUCUACACCUGUGUGCUGGAGGUGCCUGCGGGCCGGGAUGCCCGCAAAUGGCUACAGCUGGCUGUCUUCUGCUCACCGCUGGCGCCAGGGCAGUCCCACCUGCAGCUGCGCAUCUACUUUCUCAACAACACACCCUGCGCCCUACAGUGGGCCGUGACCAAUGAGCAGCCCCACGGGGGGCGCCUGCGUGGGCCCUGCCAGCUCUUCGACUUCACAGGGGCCCGCGGGGACCAGUGUCUGAAGCUCAAGUACAUCUCUGAGGGUUGGGAGAAUGUGGAUGAGAGCAGUUGCCAGCUGGUUCCCCAUCUCCACAUCUGGCAUGGAAAGUGCCCCUUCCGUUCCUUCUGCUUCCGGAGAAAAGCAGCCAAUGAGAAUGAUGACUGCUCCACACUUACCAGUGAGAUCAUCGUCACCAUGCACACUUUCCAGGAUGGCUUGGAGACCAAGUACAUGGAAAUCCUCAGAUUCCAGGCAUCAGAGGAAGAGUCCUGGGCGGCUCCACCCCCUGUCUCUCAACCACCCCCGUGCAACAGGCUGCCCCCAGAACUCUUUGAGCAACUGCAGAUGUUGUUGGAACCGAACAGCAUCACGGGCAAUGACUGGCGUCGGCUGGCCUCCCACCUGGGGCUCUGUGGCAUGAAAAUCCGAUUCCUGUCCUGCCAGCGCAGCCCGGCCGCAGCCAUCCUGGAGCUAUUCGAGGAGCAGAACGGCAGCCUGCAGGAGCUGCACUACCUCAUGACCGUCAUGGAGCGGCUGGACUGCGCCUCGGCCAUCCAGAACUACCUGAGCGGGACGCACAGCGGUAGCCCGGCGCCGGUCCGCGGGGUCGCCCAGGAGAACCAGGGCCUGGAGCUGGACGAGAAGCUCUGAGCACCCCCAGGCGGCGGGGCGGGCCGCCGUCCGCAGCGCUCUGGGUCCCGGGGGCCCCUGACAUUGAGGAAGAAUGCAGCAGGUGCUCCUGGUCCUGC
This is a messenger RNA of Lontra canadensis (Northern American river otter), 1954 nucleotides long. RefSeq names its product unc-5 family C-terminal like (gene UNC5CL). The transcript has 9 exons. Gene Ontology annotation, cellular component: membrane. Lineage: Eukaryota; Metazoa; Chordata; Mammalia; Carnivora; Mustelidae. Gene Ontology annotation, biological process: positive regulation of canonical NF-kappaB signal transduction; positive regulation of JNK cascade; netrin-activated signaling pathway. The record is from RefSeq and is a predicted model, not a curated record. Bases 300 to 1856 code for a protein of 518 amino acids. Gene Ontology annotation, molecular function: protein binding; netrin receptor activity.